Messenger RNA from Anneissia japonica, 1973 nucleotides. RefSeq lists its product as uncharacterized. Lineage: Eukaryota; Metazoa; Echinodermata; Crinoidea; Comatulida; Comatulidae. The record is from RefSeq and is a predicted model, not a curated record. The coding region runs from base 182 to 1207 and encodes 341 amino acids. The transcript is spliced from 5 exons.
GUACCCUGGCAUUCCCCCGGCCGUCGGAGGUGAGGUGGUGGCGCUGUACGUCCGGAAAGUAGGUAGGAAGUCUGAUGUCGUUUUCGCAAAAGGAAAAGUAUAUUAUUAUAUUAUUAUCCAUUCGGUUUUCCAAAGCCUUUCGAAAUAAUUACUUUUAACACUAUAAUUUACAUCGUAAAUCAUGGGAAGUGAGGUACGCAUGAGAUCAGAAGUAAAUGACUUAUUAAGUGCAGCACUGAAACCAGAACACUUUAACAAAAUUAGACAGGAGUAUCCAGAAUUUGCGUAUGAAGAAGAUUUUGAAAACUUACUUUAUUAUCUGGAGAAAGAUCGUAAGUGCAUAUCCGGGACAGACUUCUGUGAGUUGAUAUUAUUGCUGAAAAAAAUAGGUUUGGAUGAAGUAGCAAAAAGAAUUCCCGUUGCUCAGAAGGUACCAGAAGAAGAAUAUGAAGCUCUAAAAAAAAUGAUUGAAAUGACUUUUGAUGACAGAAAGUACAGAAAUAAAUAUAUGGGACAAUUUAGGAAUAGAAUCAUUGUUUCUUAUAAAUUGAAAAGUGAGGAUUUUCAGGAAUGUUCCAUGAGAGAGAUCAUUGAAGAUUUAGAAAAGCUACAUCUGCUUUCUAAAAGUAUUAGCGAUAUACUUAAAUUUCGACAAGUUUUUAUGACCUGUGGUUGUAACGAAGUCGUUAACCAUAUAAAUUCAUUGGAGAACGUGACCGGGGUAGAAGAAACUCCAAUGGAUACAACCGAUGCAAGAGUUGCUAAUACACCUCAACAGCAUACACAUCCAUCUGGAAGUAGAAUACCACAAGGUGUUCAAGAGCAGAAUCCAGGAACCAGUGAAGCGACAACUGGUGGCGGUGAUCACUCUGGGAUACGUACAAGUGAACCUCCAACUACUGGAGCAUCCCCUACGACAGGUGAUCAUUCUUCUGGAAGACCUACAUGGCAACCGCAAAACACUGGAGCUUCCCCAAAUUCAGAUAGUAAAGGGGACUGUGAUCUGUAUGACGAGAGAUGGCCCUUUGACCGUGCCACGGAUCAGCGAGCAGAUGAUAAACAAACAUGGAAGCUGGAAAUAACAAUUAUCAUUACUUUUUAUGAAGCCGAUAGCAAAAGCACCAAAAGACAAAUUAAAUUUGUCUUGUCGAUACAGUAUGCAACAAAUAUUGCAAGACAGUGGGUGCUGUUGAAAUUGAGGAAAUGAGCUAUAUUUUGGGUCUAUGAAUGAUGCAUAGCCUAGGCCUACAGUAGGCCUACUUAGUGGAUACAGUGCUCUUUUAUUACUUGGUUAUAGGACUCGUAGAAUCUAUGUAUGAGCUACAGUAUAUAAAACAAAUGUUGACUGCUCUAGAUUUGGGGUAAAAUCUAUAGCGCUCGGUGAUUCUACGAUCUCCACAUCACCUUGGGGCAAUAGAUUUCGCCAUUACCCUCAUGAGCCAUCAAUAUUUGUAUGCUACAGUAUCUGUACUAUUAUUUAGCUGUAGAGUAUUACUAAAAACACCACCACUGCUAUCACUAUACUGCUUCUAUUGUUGAUUCUAGGAUUCAUUGCUAACAAUCAUCCAUCCAUUACAUUGAUUGGUAAAGUGGUAACCAUAGAGCUAAUAAAAAAUGUGGAAAAUACAAACAUUUGGGCACUUCUUUGUUAAAAAGUAAGCUUUAGAUUUUCAAGAAUUUGGUAUGGCUUGACAACACAAAUUUUUAUUUUUAAAGUGUAAAUGUGAUUUUGAAUUUUGGUAUGGGGAAGAGGAUGAUGAUUGUGGUGGUGAUGAUGAUAAUUACUACCAUCAUUACUACUACUACUACCCAGUGGUGGCUCCAGAAAUUUGCUGACGGAGGAUCCGACAUGUCAGACAGGAGAUUCAAACCAAGAAGCUGACUAGAGCUUCAGUCAGGGUCCUAGAAUAAAAAUCUUUGGUAGGGUUCAUGGGGAGAGUUGGGCUUAGUAUGGCCUAAAAUUGUGCUUUUAG